Molecule: messenger RNA, 963 nt
Organism: Parnassius mnemosyne (clouded apollo)
Lineage: Eukaryota; Metazoa; Arthropoda; Insecta; Lepidoptera; Papilionidae
Source: the annotation of a GenBank genome assembly
AUGGCGGACCUACGUAAAUAUUCUCGGGCUUUUGUAACUGAAUUUAUAGAAUUAUACCGGGAAUUACCUUCAUUAUGGAUGGUUAAGAGUAAAGAUUACUCAAACAGAGAUUUAAAGUCACAAAGCUAUGAGAUAUUAGUGGGAAAAUUUAAGGAGGUGGAGCCAAACGCUGAUCGAGAUUUUGUGUUAAAAAAAAUUAAAAAUAUGAGGGAUGUUUGGCGAAGACAACACGAAAAGAUUGAAAAAAGCUUGAAAUCCGGAAUGGCUGUGGAAGAUAUUCCUACUCCAUCAUUAUGGUAUUAUGAUUUACUCAACUUCUUGAAAGAUCAAGAGACGACUAGAAGUUCAAUAACUAACAUUAAAAUAGGAAACAAAGAUCGGGGACCUGUCGAUGAGGAAUUAGGAAUAAAUAGAAAUGAAGAUGUAGAUUCUGAUACAUUUUCGGAGUCAACGCAAUCACCAGCACCCUCAACAGUGUCUACUACGGCAUCUCGUGAUAGUAAUAAAAAAAAGAAGAGACCAAGAGAAGAUAUUCUUAGUAAAAUCAAUGCUCAUCUCAGCGAACCUAUUCCGACAGACCGCUGGGAACAUACAGCAAAAUCAUGGGCUGGUAUUUUAAAGAGUUUACCAAAUGAUCAACAAAUUUUUGCGGAGAAAUUAAUUAACAACGUUUUGUUUGAAGCACGAAUGAAUUCCCUCUCUCGUCAAAGUCGUAUUGAUGUAAAUCAUAAUGUUAAUAUACAAUUGCUUUCUAAAAAUGAAAAUGUUCAAAGUGCUCAUAAUUCAAAUGCUACUACUGAUGAUACUUUUUCACAAAGCCUUUUGAUAGAUCCUGUGAGUGGUCAAUUAAUUCAUGUUCCUCAGGAGACGUACAAUCAGUCACUAGAAAUUGCAGAAACCCGAUUGCUCAAUUCUAAAACAUCUCAAAAGCUUACGAUGUAUUUUAAUAAUUUUCAACCAUAA